UGGGUGACGCUAAGUUCCGCAGAAGACCCGGACAUGAAGGCACCGUAUGAAAUAGAAAAAUUUACGCACCAUCCAGGGAUAUAUUUUGAAAAGCUAGGAGGAUUACAUCAGGUUGAAUCCUUCUGGAAAGUGGUCAUCAAGAUAGACGUGACGACACUAUCAAAACGACUCGCACAGGUAGAAAAAUACGUACGCAAAACGGAUAAUCUAUGCAAAAUGAUAGCAGUCAUAGGGAAAGAAACAUGCGAAAAUUUACACAGCGUUAUUGCAAAAGGGUGUGAAAGAACUAAUAAAUUAAUAGAACGCAUAAACUCAACAUACAAUACAAGAAUACACAAAAGAGGAUUAAUCGACGGGAUAGGAUCAGUCGCAAAAUCAUUGUUUGGUACGAUGGACGCAAACGAUGAAAAAUUAAUUAACGAACAACUAACGGUAUUACACGACUCACAGGAAUUAAACAAACACGCAAUAAAAAACCAAAUAAAAAUAAUGCAAGCCACUAUCGCUCACAUUGAUAACAGUGAAAGAACUAUCCGACAAAACGAAAAUACUCUCGCGGACGCGACAGACAAACUAAGAACAAAAUUAUUAGAAGACGAACGCCAAAGUAACUUACACGAAAAUUUUAUAAUAAUUAACGCGGUACUGUCUGAUCUAACACGCGACGCGGAAGACGUACUAGAAUAUUUAACGUUUUUAAAAGAAGGAAUUCUGCAUCCUCGGUUAACACCUAUAUCAAUAAUAAUAGAAUCACUUAAAGACGCUAGCUCGCAAUUGCCCGAAGGACUCUACUUCCCAUUCAGAAUAAAAAAGAAUGAAUGGUCGACAAUAGAGAAAUUUGCGACAGUAGGCGCAUACUGCGAUCAAAUAAAUAUAUAUACUAUUUUACGAUUCCCUCUAAUUUCGAUGCCAAAAUACGAAAUACUAAGUGUAAUUCCGCUACCUAUCCCAAGUCAGAACAACAUUUUUUCGUUCGUAGAAAUUAACAAUCCCCUGAUUGCAAUAGACACAGAACAGCGUACUUACAUAACCCUCGCAAAGAACGACCUGCGGAAAUGCAUAGAGAUAAAUACCGAAUACCUAUGCACGGAAAAUCACCCCGUAUAUCGAAUAAACCCAGACUCUAUCUGCGAGAUAAAAAUGUAUCUAGAAACGAAAGAUCAUUAUAAAAAUUGUAACAUAAAAAAUGCGACGUCGAACCACAGUCUUUGGAUAGCGUUAAGUAAUUCACACUCGUGGCUAUACUCGUCACCACGAAAGCAAGUAAUUACUCUACAUUGUAAAGACCAUGGAAAAAUAAAGGAAACAAUUGAAAAAGUAGGUAAAAUUACAUUAAAAAAUAACUGUAAGUUAGUGACAGAAAAUACAAUUAUAAGAUCACCCAAGAUGUCACAUGAGACAAGAGUAGAAUCAUAUCUCCCUCAGUAUAAUAUUUCACUACUACAGAAGCCUGGUUUAGAAAACGAUACAGGUCUCAAAGAAAUAAAAUUAAAAAAUAUUAUACCAAAUCCGACGGAAUUAAAAAAUUCCAAGGAUAAAUUAGAGGAGAUAGACAACGAACUAGAUAAAAAUUCAAGUUCGAUUUUUCAGUCGCCACACUUUAUUUUUCCAAUGGCGACAAGCGGAACAACAAUUGUAAUAAUAAUAAUAGCCGUAGUAAUAGGAUUUAUUAUAAUAAAAAAGAAAAAACGGAAUAACAAUAAGCGGGUGACAUUAGAUAUAGAUACAGAAUAUACGAUACCGAGAUCUAUCCUAAAACGAAGCAACAGCACACGUUUCUAACACAAAAAACAUAUAUAUAUAUAUGUAUAUAUAUGUAAUAGUAAUUAACAACUAUAUGUAAUAGUAAUUAUUAUAUAUAUCAUAUACAAUUUGAUCCAUUAUUUCCUGCGGGAAAAAACGUGGCAUUAGUUUGCACAGCUCUACGUCUCGGAUUAACAAAAUCAGACCACACGAUAUAUCGCGUUACACCGGAACCAAAGAAUCAAAAAACUUAUUUCUGCAAAUUUCGCUCACACACCGGAUGUGCAUAGCUGAAUUGACUAUGACCAUAUAUGGCCCGAUUUAGGGAAUUACACCCCACCACUUCCAUUCCUACGAGAUUAUAAAAACUGACGACCCAAUCGAGCCCCAAAGACUCGAUACUGUCGUUACGAUAAACAAAGUUCAAGCUCAAGAACAACAGCAGCAGCCAGGCGGAACCAGCCCCGCAAAUUACCCCGGUGACAUAGAGUUUACAACACACACACCAACUCCAAGGACAGGAUGAAAAUUCCUGUGGAAUUUGAACUCAGCCAGCCCAUCGAUGGAGUGCGCCCAUUGGACCACCCAGAAAGAUACGAAAGACUUCUACGAAGCAUCUGCCUCCAACCAACAGAGAGAUGUCUAGUGGAAACAGAGUUUCCUUGGAGAAGAUGGUGCCGAAGCUGUUAUCGCCAACGAUACCGGCUUUAUUGCACCAUACGAGAUCCAUCGGCACACGGAUACCGGACGCAACUCUCACCUGACGAACAUUGGGAAACGAUCACCGAGUGUUUCAAAUGCGGAAAAGUGUUAAUGAACGUGUGCCCUGCCAGAAACUGCCGGAAGUGCAUCGAGAUAUUCCUCGACGAAGAAGAGGCCGUAAACGAGACCCUGGACAUGAACAUGUUCAGUUUUGAAAGAUUUUAAAACCUGUGUGUACGCGAAUCUGAGAACGAGCAAUACCAGCUACGAAUGGUAUGUAAUUAUUAGUAUAAAACAAUAAAGAAAUAGCGAUUAGUAUAUAGUGUUUCACUAAGGAAAAGCGAUAAGAUAGCGUAAACUAUUAGUUGCGAAAACUCAGCCCCUCGUUUUCUUUUCAAUAAGGGGGAGGGAUGUUGUGAGUGCGCGACACUCACACAAACUCUACUUGUAAUAACGAGAAGGGUGUCAAGUGACACCUCGCGCGACGACACCGUCCGGCCUUGCUACCGGGCAUCGCACCGGCCUUCACACCGGACAUCACACCGAGCUACAUAUCCGGUUACUCAUUUGGCCACCCGAAAUCUCCUGAUUUCCGGUGGAAUGCGCCUAGCUAGCAAUUGCUGGCUAAGCUAGUGCACGGGCCAAAGGCCCGUGACCGCGAGUGACACCCCUUGGUAACAAGCCGAAAGGCUGAGUAUAUAAAGACCGCGGAAAGAGAACGAGUGGGCUCAUAAUCAAUAAUAAUAGCGACGAGUAUAUGUCGCUCGUCGAAACUACAAACUAGACGAAGUAACUCAUCUUUCGGGUUCGCUAACGAAAA
Monomorium pharaonis (pharaoh ant) is the source of this 3265-nucleotide messenger RNA. RefSeq lists its product as uncharacterized. The record is from RefSeq and is a predicted model, not a curated record. NCBI's taxonomy places the organism in Eukaryota, Metazoa, Arthropoda, Insecta, Hymenoptera, Formicidae. The transcript has a single exon. Bases 34 to 1782 code for a protein of 582 amino acids.